Messenger RNA from Aedes aegypti (yellow fever mosquito), 6420 nucleotides. RefSeq lists its product as uncharacterized. The record is from RefSeq and is a predicted model, not a curated record. Bases 2909 to 5467 code for a protein of 852 amino acids. The transcript has 5 exons. Lineage: Eukaryota; Metazoa; Arthropoda; Insecta; Diptera; Culicidae.
GCAUCCAGUAUCAUUCGAAUAUUUCUACCGAUCGGACGUACAAAUCGCUGGCACUGAAACUACGGACGUGUGUUUUGGGCUGUGUGUACGUUAACGGACUGUGUUUUACUCCAAUGUAAUUUAUUCUCCUCGAACCGAGACGACAGACGGUACGCGAAAGGACAGUUUUUAUUCUUUGUUGAGACCCAUUCGGGGUAUUCUUUGGGGCGACAGUGCUUUCUUGUGUUGGACCCCUAGAAGGGAACCCCCGUCCCCUCUCUACGAAGACGGGCUCCGUACGUUUUCGGUGCUUUUUCUAUGCGUUCACUUCGAAUGGACUCUCGUCUGCAGCAACGUCGUGAUCUUCGUCGUCUGUGGCGCAAAACAUAAACAUCAUACUUAGUGCUGCUUAUGAGAACUAGACUGUGACUGAGCGGGAUACUCCAGUGCACAUCAACCGUUCUCAAAAAGCGCUGAUUUGUUGGAACUUUCUUUUCGAUCACAAAAAGAAACCAUUCCCAAGCAAAUCACGCGCCCGAAAAUCGCUAUCAACCAGGACUUGUGACAGCAGAACUCGGACGGACAAGAACUUGUCAAUUGACUUUGCUUCGUUGGCAACAGUGACGAUGUACAAGUGCUAGAGACGAUCCAACCCGCGCGGAAUCAACGGGACAUUACGACAGCUAUCUACCAGUGAGUGAGUGGCUUCAAACACUUACAUAUUCGUUAAAAAGAAACAAGGUGCGUGCGCACGAGAAUUCUCGAAAUUUUACACGCUUCAAAGACCGCGCCGCAGCCAGGUUAGUGCACGCUCCGCUGCACAUGUCUUUGGCCAGCCAACGAGGCCCCGGUGCCCAGUAGUGGUUUCUUCGAUCUGACCAAGUGAGCAUUGAAGUCACUAUCUGUAGUUGCGAGGCGGCGAUCGAGCGAUCGUACAAGGAUUUGCGAAACUUUCGUUUUGGACGCCUCCUGCGCGUGUGGCAAGCCUCAGUUCUGGCGCCAUCUGAAUAUCAAAGUGCUAAUGAUUGGUGUGGUUGGUGUUCUAGGAGGUGGUUUUUAGUCAGUCAGUCAUCGAAAGAAAUAAAUCAAACAGAAGUUAAUCGCUUGUAAAAGAAGGAGCGAAAAAGUGAAAAUUGAUUUUCCACCGUGGAUUGCCGAUUGAUUGCAUGAGUUAAGGUGAUUGUGUGGAAUCAGUGAGCUUGUGUACUAUGAAAGCGCCCGAGUAACGAAAAGUGUUUUGGGCUAUAGAAGCAUAAGAGCAGUUAUACAUAUUGAAUAUCCAAUCAAUUUUUAAACAGCCCGCAAAGUCGAGCGGAGUGAUACAAAUUUAUCGCUAAUUGAUAAUUUUCCUCGGGUGCACUAGUGCGCUUUACUGUGCGCCAUUCAUUCGUCCGGUGGCGUUUUCCCCGAUUGGCGUGAUAUUUUUGUUGUGAGCAGAAAAAAGGGAAAAUUUUUCGUUGAUUUUUGCUUCUUCUCGCCCGCCAGUGGGAAAAAGGCGCAAUUAGACUCGCGAGCACCCCGUGGCCAAAUUCAACCGAAACACUGUCGGAAGACCCAAGAAGAGCAGUGGAGGCAAACUGAAGAGUGUAGUGCAAUCAAUAAAAAAACCGUAACCGCACAGAGGCAUCGGAAAGUGAAACAGCCAAAUAGCCAAACAGAAGAAUACAAAUUCGCGUUCAGCUAAGUUUUACAUGCACAUUGUGUGAAGCGGCUGUCAGUUUUUUUUUUGUAUGAAUUAGUGGAAGUGGAAGAGUAUUGCGUUUUUGUUUCGUUCGUUUCAUCAUCAUUAUCGUGCUAUUAUCAGUGCUGUGCACCGCUUUAUCAAUGGCGAAGAAAAAUUACAUUUGAAGAAAAACUUUCGGAUUUACAUACACUCGCACCAGGGCAGACACGAAACAGGCAGUUGGAAAAUUGCGUGCGAUGCCAUACAAAAGUACAGCUGAAGCUUAGAGAAGCCCGAGAUCGAGAGAGCAAGACUCCACCGAUGAGGACGUGAACUUUGUGUGAACUCAAUGCAAAUGAUUGGAGCUUUACCCCUGAACGCUUAAUUCCCCGACCUAAACCUUACCUGAAUCUAAACCAAAACCACAUCGGCUACGAAUUUCGGUAACAUUCCACCCGGGGAACGAACCAGCAACGCGAAAAAUCAAACAUCUGUAUCUAAGCUUGCAAACUUUCCUGCAAUAAUCUACCUGCCCAACGACUAAUCUGAACGCUCCCAAGCAGAGCAAGAACCGAAACUGCAGUUGCGUUUACAGUAGUGCAGUGGCGGACGCAGUGGAAACAACAAGCAGCCAGGCCAACCACCGCAGCUGCAAUCGAGUUCAAGGCCUGCCUUCGACCAAUCAAUCGACACUUUGCUGUUGGCGCCCAACGAGGGCCCAUCAACGGAGCUGAAGAGUUAUUUGCAACACUGAGCGGGAGGGCGCCGGUUCGUGUCUGCUGCAGCGUGAUUGAUAUGAAUCGCGCGUAAUUUAAUCUAGAGCUGUUUUCGAAAAAAGCCCCCCUCGCGGUAUUGUGUGUGCUGGGGCGUGCGUGCGUGUGUGUAUGUAUGUAUGUGCAAAACUUGGGCAACAUCGCUGGGCUUAUGGUAGUUGGCGCUCGAGUUACGUAAAACAACCAGUGGCAGUGAGUUGUGAGAAAAAAAUAGAAGUUGGAAACUGCUAAUUUCCGUUAGGUAAUCUUCCAUUUCCAAAAGCACGGACGGGAAGGCAAAAAUGUGAGAGCCUUACCCGAGAGAGCACCCAGCCAGAUUUGCACUGAUAUUAUUUGUGUUUAAGUUAUGUGAUUCAAUUAGUGUACUCCUUUUGGGGCUUUAAGCAUGAAAUAUCAAGGACCAUGUGAUUUCCAUACCAAGUGAAGAAGCAUCGAACGAGCAUCUGAAAAAAAAGUUAAUUUCCGCCUUUUAAACGGAAAUUUCAACCGUAACAUGGCUUCAAGUGACAAAUCAACGUCGGCGAGCGAAUCUUCGUCCGGAGAUCAGCAGCAGCCGGAAACGACCGCCGGAGCAGAUGUAGGCAAGGAUGAGGUGGACUUUGUGAUAAAGGUGCCCACUUCUGCGAACAGUGAAGCAUGUCUAACCUGCAGUAAAAAUCAGAAAACCGGUGGGACCUUGAACAACAACUGCUCCCACGGCAAGACCCUGGACAAGUUCAACAUAUUCCAUCUGAAACGUCGACCGAAAAGUGACCCUGGAACGGGAACUAUCGCCAAGCAUGCUCAACAACGGAGCGAAGAAACCAACGAUCCCAACACGAAAAAGAAGAAAUCGCGUUUCGUGAAAAGUGCGUCGAUUGCGCGGAUUUUCGGCAAUAACUACAAUACCAAAAAGUACGAACAGGACAGUGGUGCGUUGCUCAAGCUGCAGCAGUUGAAGCGUAGUUUCCUGAACAGCGAAAGGUUCCACAAGAAGGAUCCUUCGACUGUGGGUAGUGAUAAUCAGCAACAGCAGCAGCAGAAUCAUCAGGAGCUGGAACCUCAUAUCGGAGAUGCGUGCUACGUGAACGACAGUGAAACCAAGGCCAAAGCGAUUCGGUCCAUAACGCGAGGGCUGGGUCGACUGUGGAGGCGGAAUAGCCACAGCAUCGAAAUUAGCCGUCCGGAUCCGGAGUACAAGGUGUCCUAUUUGGGGAAUGUGCUCACCGGCUGGGCCAAAGGUGAAGGUUGUGUGGAAAAGCCAUUGGCCACGCUCUGGAGGAACUACACUCAAAACAGCAAACCGGACGUGCUGAUGAAGCUGUGCUUGUGCCCUUCCGGGCUGAAAGCUACCACCAGGCAGCAUGGCCUCACGGAAUACUGGUCCCAUCGAAUAACGUACUGCACGGCGCCAAAGAACUACCCGAGGGUCUUCUGCUGGAUCUACAGGCAUGAAGGCCGCAAACUGAAGCACGAGUUCCGUUGUCACGCGGUCAUCUGUACCAAAGAAUCCGUUGCGAAGGAUAUCAGCUCUACGUUGAAGGAAAAUCUAGCCAAAGCUCUACAAGAGUUCAAACGGGACAAGCUGAACCGGCAGAAUGCUCGGCUUAGUCUGGCCAACAGCGUGUAUGACAACCCGAGCAUGCCUCGGCGGAAGAUCAUGCUGAGCGUCGGUGCCAAUAACUAUAGACCGCCACUGGAACGAUCCAAAUCCGCUCCGAAACUGAUGGCAAUCGAGGAAAUGAUUGCUGAAGAAGACGAAGAGGAAGAUGAAGCCGCGGGAAGACCUGUAAGCAAGAGCACGGGAGAAGAGAUGCGGGCAUGCUGCAAGGAAGAUUCGCUGUUCCCAUCAACCACGCUGGGUAGACGAAGAUGCCGUCGAGGUCAUUCGAUCAGGAGGACCAGACUGAGAAACUCCUUCAAAUCACCCAAAGCAGUCGAAGCCAAAGUACCUUUGAAGAACGAGAACGUCGUGCAGGAUAAUCCAAUGAAUAAGUCGGUUGAUUCUAUCUUGGAUACAAUCAAGCAGGAAGAAGAGGAAGAUCAAUUGGCUGAAACGGAAGAAUGUACGGAUGAUAGUCAAACCAUGGUAAGACCAGUUCACCACUCCGAUUCCUCUGAAGAUGACUUUGAAGCAUUCCUCUUGAACUAUAACUACAACUCCAAAGAACCUCUAACGUCGGAACUAAUCUCCUAUUUGGAUAUGAAGCUAAGUCCCAAAGUAACGGCCAGCAUGCAUGAUCUAAGUAGCAACCUGCGAGAAGGCGAAGCUGAACCCAGAAGGCGACUAGACGAAGCAAGGCUGGCGCUUAGCUUGGACGAUUUGGAUAACUACGACGAAGGCCAUGACAAUGAAGAUACCGAAGACGAUGUAUUCUUUAAUCAGAAUGAUGUGCUUGAAAUACUUCGCAGUACAACCAAAUCGUUGAACGGUUACGGUUCCGGAGAGAAAUCCAGUCUUACGGCAUGCGGUAUGAAUGGUACUACUCCUCCGUCGAUGCUUUGCGUGACGAAUAAAAUCGCUGGCAAUUCGGAUAGCGACGAAGGUUCCAUUUCCAGUGGCUGUGAAACAUCCAGUACUGUUACCACCAACACGGACGAAUCCGCUGCGGCCAUUCUCAUUAAACCAUGCUCCGUUCUGGAGCGAGUUCGAAGCUUCGAGCAACUCGCUGAACAUCCAGUCAUCCACGAGCCACUUGGUGAAAAGACUCCUCUAGGCAAACAGGACUUUGAUACAACUAUCUUCAAGCGAAGCAUUACGUUUCCUGCACCUGGUGUUAAGACGAGCUUCCUCCUUCCGCUCUCCUCAUCAAUCGUUCACGAAGAAGAACCCUUGUCGGAAACUCCGAUAGAUUCGCUCUCUCCCUCACCCACACCUUCCUCAACAAAACCCUCAACGUCUGCCAAUGGAGCCAUUCCCACGGCUCGUCGCCUCAAAUCCACGGUAGCUGCCGUCAAUACUGAACUGAUAAACCACCUCCAGGCAAUCGACUCCGAUUCGGACCUCAGCGAUGAAUCCGGUUACGUCGAGUUCCAGGAUCAUCAGCCUUCCAGAAAGUCCGUGACGGCCUGAGAUGGCUCUUCGAGGAAAUGAGCGUCGAGCUGAAUCGACGUGUCAGAUCCUCGAGCGAAUGAAUCUACGGCUAGCAAACGGGUUCGGGUGCAAAGAUCUAGUGAUUUAGCUUUAUAUCUGUUAUAACUUACUGCAUCUAGAAUUGUAAGCAGAGAGAAGCAUCACAAAAUGUUAGGUAUCAUUGUUUUCGGUCGCUCUCGAGCUGAUGAAUCUCGUGCUACAGCUUCCAGAUGGCACAUUUCAGCGAGAGCGUAACCCAUAUACCAAAUAAUUUAUUACAGUAGUCGUACAAGUGUCGAUCAUUGCAAUGAGAGAUCAAACCAGUUGGUUAAUAGUUAGAUGCGAGAACUAGAAGAAGGAAUAUAAAUUGAAUUAUCAUAGUAGGAACCAAGUGAUUAGGUGUCACGUCACAAAUGUGGGAAGGGACUAUGUUUAACUAAGGACUUUACAGGUACCUUUUUACCUAAAUCUAAUUGAUUCCAACUAAACAAUUGCAAACAAACAAUCACAAAACUUCCUCACCACAAUCACAACACCUACAAACAAAUGCAUACACACAUUCACGUACAAGUUGUCUUAUCUGAUAGAAACUAACCCAAGCAUAUGUACCAAAUCUGAUUCUAAAAUAGAGUUGUUAGGAAAACCAUACACGCACGAGAGAGAUGUCUUCAGAGUGUUGUCUACCAUAGAGAGUGACACUGAUCGAAAUUCGUAAAUGUAAUCUCGAGAACAAAUGUUAGAAGAAUCAAAACAAAUGGACUUAAAUCAGUAAACUGUGAAAUUAUACUAACAAAACGAGAUGAUUAUAAACUAGUGGUUAUUGUACCAAGAUAGGAGAGAAUAAAUAUGGAUGACUAUAUUUAUUGCGAUGCAAGCAGAUGAUAUUAUUAUAAAUGUUUCCAAAUUUAUGGCAAAAAACUGCAAAAUAAACCAUUGGAUGAAAAAUUGAAAAA